UAUAAUUCAAGCUUCAGUGUUUUGGCUAAUAUUGUCCAAUUCAUGUUUGUUUAUCAAACAGGAAUCUUGUCUUCAAGUCAGUUUUGAUUGCAGUAGAUAGGACUCGCCAAAACUCCAUAAAGAUUCUGACUUUCUCCUCUGUUGUUCCACCAGACCUGGUUUUCCUGUUUGAUCUGUACUGCCAACUCUGCCCAUUUGGCCUCUACUCACCGACAACCCUCAGAGCUUGUUCCCAUCUUCACAGUUGAACUCUGAUUUGGUGUCAGUUUAGCUCAAGCAACAACUAGAUCUUAUCUGGGUGCUUCUCAAAAUCAAGUCUCAAGCAGAUGAAGCUGACCCCUACCACUCGAUUGUUAUAUUGUCUUUGAGUUCUACAGAGAUUAAAGCUUCAUAGCUCAAAAGAAAGAAAACAAGAAACUGUGGUUCUGUCCAGGAUCUGCAUCAUACUAUGAGUAGCCUUUUUUACAGUCCACAUUUUAAGUCUUCAGAGGCAGAGUUGAGGAAGAAGCACACAGAGUUCUUAUUGGAUUCAUCACAUGGUUUUCACCAACAACAACAGUCACAGCAGCUGCAACCGAGCUCUGGACUAAUGCGGUAUCGGUCUGCUCCGAGCUCAGUUCUGCUGGACCUUGUGGACAAUAAUGGUGGUGCUGGAUGUGAGGAUUUUCGAGAUUUUCAAUAUCCUCGACCUUCCAGCUCGGAAGUUGAAACCGUCUCGGCAAGGUUCGUUUCUUCAUGUAAUGCACCUGAUAGUAACAAUGGUUUCAAUAACAGCGCUCAUCAUCUGUUCCAAGAAAGGCCUGUGAAGCAAGAAGCAGGGGACUCUGUUUCGAAACAGAAUGGUUACUCGAAUUCUCCUCAGAUGAUGUACCCGACUCAACAAGUUCAUCCUUUAGAUAAUGCUAAUGCCUCCUCCUAUGGCGCUGUCAAAUCUACCUGCUUCGAGAACUCAAUGCAAUCAAAAAUGGGAGUUGGAAAUCGCUCUAAUCUUGUUAGGCAAAGUAGCUCCCCAGCUGGAUUCCUCGCCAACUUAAACGUUGACAAUGGCUUCAGUCUAAUGAAAGAUACUUCAAGUUUUGGAGUAAGCAAUGGUACAAAUGGAGAAGCUAGUCCGUCAACUGCUAGAUUGAAUUCCCAAUUUAGCUUCUCGUCUGCUUCACCCCAAUACUCAAGAGAGUCGAGACAUUUGCCUAGAAUUGCUGAGACUGGGAAUCGAAACAUAGGAGAAGGUGGUGAAUCAGAACAAAUUUUAGGAAAUGCUACUAAUGGUGUCAGUUCACAUUACAUACCUGCCUAUUCAAAUGAUACUUGGGACAAUUCUACAUUUCAUGACCUCAAAAGAGGCAGAGAUAAUGAUGGGAACAAUUUUGCUAGUACUACUACUGCAUUGGACACUCAGGUGGCAAAUUUUGGACACCGCAGUCACGGUCUUACUCAGCAUUCGAGCUUGCCUACACAUUUUGAGAUGCCUGGUAUGGAGAAGCUUUUAGAGUUUCAAGAUUCCAUUCCAUGCAAAAUUCGUGCCAAAAGAGGCUUUGCAACUCACCCACGAAGCAUUGCAGAGAGGAUGAGAAGAACGCGGAUCAGUGAAAGAAUGAGGAAACUGCAAGAUCUUUUCCCAAACAUGGACAAGCAAACGAACACGGCAGAAAUGUUGGAUCGGGCAGUUGAGUCCAUUAAAGACCUGCAGAAACAGGUUAAGACACUCAAGGAUAUAAAGUCCAAGUGCAGUUGUUCAAGUUAACAGAAACACAGUUAAUUCAAAUCCUUCUUACGUGAUUUCUCCCCAUGUUUGCAAGCAAAAGGAAAACGGCAAAGGAAGAAACGCGAGUUCAUUUUGUAUUAUAAAAAUUCAUUUGCUAUUUCAGUGACAACAUAAUAGGAGAACGUAACAUAUGUUAGUGUGGUUGUGGAAAUCUCAAUCUGUUUCAAGUUA
Argentina anserina (silverweed cinquefoil) is the source of this 1936-nucleotide messenger RNA. RefSeq names its product transcription factor bHLH130-like. Gene Ontology annotation, biological process: regulation of transcription by RNA polymerase II. The transcript has 7 exons. The coding region runs from base 449 to 1744 and encodes 431 amino acids. Gene Ontology annotation, molecular function: DNA-binding transcription factor activity, RNA polymerase II-specific; RNA polymerase II cis-regulatory region sequence-specific DNA binding; protein dimerization activity. The record is from RefSeq and is a predicted model, not a curated record. Gene Ontology annotation, cellular component: nucleus. Lineage: Eukaryota; Viridiplantae; Streptophyta; Magnoliopsida; Rosales; Rosaceae.